AUGAACCCAAACCUUGCUUACUCGAGGUGUGCUGGAUCCAAAAACUCAUCCGGGAGUAACUUCAGUCAACUCAGACUUCAGUGCUCUAUAUGUCUGGAUGUGUUCACUGAUCCAGUCACGACUCCAUGUGGACACAACUUCUGCAAGACCUGUCUGAAUAAGUGCUGGGACAACAGCCAGACCUGCAGCUGUCCAUACUGUAAAGAAACAUUCAAGCAAAGACCUGAUCUCAAGAUUAAUACCACACUCCGAGAGCUCGUAGAUCACUAUAAGAAGAAAAGUCCUGAGAAAAAGCCUGAAGUUGUGUGUGACAUCUGUGAGGAAAGAAAGCUGAAAGCCCUGAAGUCGUGUCUGGUGUGUCAGAGCUCUUACUGUGAAACUCACCUGGAGCGUCAUUUGAGAGUGGCAGGUUUGAAGAAACACAAACUGAUGGAUCCUGUGAGUAAUCUGGAGGACUAUAUAUGUCAGAAACAUGAGAGACCUCUGGAUCUGUUCUGUAGAGAUGAUCAGACAUGUGUGUGUUCGAUCUGCACUGAGACAGACCACAAGAACCACAACACUGUUCCUAUAGAAGAGGAGAGCGAAGAGAAGAAGACUGAAUUGAUGAAGACACAGAAAGACGUGCAGCUGAUGAUCCAGAACACAAUCAAGAAGAUUCAAGACAUCAAACACUCAGCAGAAGUCAGAAAAAGAAACACAGAGAAGGAGAAAGCAGCCCGUGUCGAGCUCUUCACUGAUCUCAUCCGCUCCAUUGAGAGACGUCAGACUGAACUGCUGGAGAUGAUGGAGGAGCAGCAGAAAGCAGCAGAGAAACAGGAGCAAGAGCUGAUUGAAGAGCUGGAGCAGGAGAUCACUGAGCUAAAGAUGAGAAACACUGAGCUGGAGCAGCUCUCACACACUGAAGAUCACCUCCACUCCCUUAAACAUACCCGGGGUCCUAAAGAUGCAGGGAGUUUAGUAGCCUUACUUGUGCCUGUCUCAGCUGCAGCACCAGUUUCUUGUAGUCUGCCUGCAACAACCAGAAAGAUGAAGCAGCCAAACACAAAAGCAUUGCCUCGUUUUUGUUUCAAAAGGCAAAUAAG
Molecule: messenger RNA, 1082 nt
Organism: Sinocyclocheilus grahami
Lineage: Eukaryota; Metazoa; Chordata; Actinopteri; Cypriniformes; Cyprinidae
Product: tripartite motif-containing protein 29-like
Exons: 5
Molecular function (GO): zinc ion binding
Source: RefSeq, a predicted model, not a curated record